AUUAAAGAUAUGAAAAUUCCAAAAAAUGGGUAAUUAAUACUAUUUGUUUGUCCCUAAAAAUAAAAUCUCUCUUCACGUUAGUCGCAUCGAUGUGUAUAAAUAGGAAACAACCAUUUGGUUGAGGUUCGUUUCGAUUUGGUCUUCCCUCACCAAAUAAAAAAGAAAAGAGAAAAAAAAAGCAAAGCCAUCCUUCACGCACAUCAAAGCACCAAAAACAAAAACCGAAACGCAUGCAUUUCUAAUUUUCUAUCUUCUUUUUAACUUCCUCUUCUCCCACCAUUUUCAUCAUCUUCUUCUCUCUAAACCUCUCCUUCAAUGGCCGUCGAUGCUCACCAUCUCUUUCUUUCUCCUCCUCAACUCUUCUCCAACAGAGAAUUAACGAUGAAUAAUAACACUAUGGAACCAACUAGUGGCGGUUUCUGCAAUAACAAUCAAACCGGUUACGGCGUCGUUUCACCUUUCUCCGUUCCAAACCAUACAUCAACAACAACAACAGCAACGCCUCCUCUUCUUCAUGUGUACGGCGGCUCUGAUACUAUUCCCACCACCGCCGGUUACUACGCCGAUGGUGCUACUAAUCUCGACUGUGAAUUUUUCCCUUUACCAACGAGAAAACGCUCAAGAGAUUCUUCAAGAUCAAAUUAUCAUCAUCUUCUUCUUCAGAACCCGAGAUCAUCAUCAUGUGUUAACGCUGCUACUACAACAACUACAACAACUCUGUUCUCGUUUCUUGGCCAAGACAUUGAUAUCUCCUCUCACAUGAAUCAACAACAACACGAAAUAGAUCGAUUCGUCUCCCUUCACAUGGAGAGAGUGAAAUAUGAGAUAGAAGAGAAGAGGAAAAGACAAGCGAGAACGAUAAUGGAGGCGAUAGAGCAAGGACUGGUUAAAAGGCUUCGUGUCAAAGAAGAAGAAAGAGAGAGGAUCGGCAAGGUUAACCACGCGCUUGAGGAGCGAGUGAAGUCACUUUCUAUAGAGAACCAAAUCUGGAGAGACCUUGCUCAGACGAACGAAGCCACGGCUAACCACCUCCGAACCAACCUCGAGCAUGUUCUGGCGCAGGUUAAGGACGUAUCACGCGGCGCAGGAUUAGAGAAAAACAUGAACGAAGAGGACGAUGCGGAGUCGUGCUGCGGAAGCAGCUGUGGUGGUGGUGGUGAAGAAACGGUAAGGCGCAGGGUAGGAUUAGAAAGGGAGGCGCAGGAUAAGGCGGAGAGGAGGAGGAGGAGGAUGUGUAGAAACUGUGGGGAGGAGGAAUCGUGUGUGUUGCUGUUACCGUGCAGACACUUGUGCUUGUGUGGAGUAUGCGGGUCCAGUGUGCACACGUGUCCCAUCUGUACAUCUCCUAAAAACGCUAGCGUUCAUGUCAACAUGUCAUCUUGACCCCGUCCCGUUUAUGGAAUACUCCUCUUCUUCUUUUUUUUUUUUUUUUGUUCUUUAGAAAAUUUGUAAGGAUAUUUUAGUUGAAUAUUAUUAUUAUUUUUAGCUAAGAAAUAAAAAAAUCAUGAAACCUUCAAUACAAAGCAAAAGAGAAAAAUCCGGCAGAAAGUUAUAUAUAUGUCAUAUUCUUCUUUCUAUUACUCUUC
Arabidopsis thaliana (thale cress) is the source of this 1586-nucleotide messenger RNA. It is a transcript of the gene BRG2, whose product is annotated as zinc ion binding protein. Bases 316 to 1383 code for a protein of 355 amino acids. NCBI's taxonomy places the organism in Eukaryota, Viridiplantae, Streptophyta, Magnoliopsida, Brassicales, Brassicaceae. Gene Ontology annotation, molecular function: ubiquitin protein ligase activity. Gene Ontology annotation, biological process: proteasome-mediated ubiquitin-dependent protein catabolic process; regulation of programmed cell death. The record is from RefSeq and is marked reviewed. The transcript has 3 exons.